AUUGAUUGAUUGAUUGAUUGAGCAUCGAAUUCAUUUGAACCAAAAAAAAAUCCUGUUCUAAAUCAAUACAACUUAAGUGAAAAUUGAAAUUGCCGAUGAAUAGCAACAAAAAAUAAAUCAACUAAUCCAAUCAAACAUAAUGUCCAUCUGUCAUUGUGAUAAAAGUGGUGAAUUAAUUUGGACGACAAAUAAUUGUUAUCUAUUUAAAUAUCGUAAUAAAAUUGAUUCUAAACCAGUACAAUUAAAUGUAACCAAUACAGGUAUACAUUUUGUUCGAUCUCCAUCCGAAAAUUGUUCGGAUUCGCCAUCAAAUUCUUCCCCAUCAUCAUCAUCAUCGAAAUUUAAUCAAUGUUAUCAUUUUGAUCAUAUUGCUCGAUGUACAUUGAUAAGCAACAGCAACAAAAAUGAUAAAAAUGAUGAUGAUGAUGAUGAUCAUAAUAAUAAUAUCGGUAGUCAGGGUCAAUUACAACAACGUGAACAAAAAAAACAACGAUCAUUGUUUUUAAUAUCUUGUUGUAGAUCAUCAUCAAAAUCAAAAUCAAAAUCAAAUUAUAAUCUACAAUUAGGUGAUAAUCAAGUUGUACUUGAAUUUCUGGUCAUUCAACGAAAAUCUGUCAAUAGUGAUAAAAUUCAACGUAAACAAGUAUUAUUAUUAAUAGCUAAAAGUAAUCAUUAUGAAGAAAAUUUAGCUGAAGCCUGUUUAAUAAUUGAUAAAUUGGAUCCAUUUAUGAAUAAAGGUCAUGCAAUCAAAUUUUCGCAAACGAAACCUUUAUUAAUUUUAUUGAAUCCUGCUAGUGGUAAAGGAAAAUCGGUCAGACUGUUCAAUGAUAAUGUUCGUCAAUUGUUAGAUGAUUGUAAUGUUAAAUAUCAUGUUCUAACGACUAAAUAUGCUAAUCAUGCAUUGGAUUUUAUACAACAUCAUAAUGAUCUUGUUGGAACAUAUUGUGCAAUUGUAACACUUUCUGGUGAUGGUUUAUUAUUCGAAGUUCUUAAUGGAUUUGUUCAUUCUUUGGAACUUUCAACAAUAAUGCCAAAAAAAGUUCCUGUUCCAAUCAGCAUCAUUCCCGGUGGUUCCGGUAACGGUCUAGCCCGUUCACUAAAUAACAUUUUUUCAAAUGGUGGCCGAACAAUGUUCAAUCAACUUAUUGAAUCUACAUUACAUACGAUCAAAGGUCAACCAACGCCAAUGGAUUUGGUUCGAAUUACAACAACAAAUAAAGUAUAUUAUUCAUUUUUAUCAUUUGGUUGGGGGUUGAUGGCCGAUAUCGAUAUCGAAUCCGAACGUUUAAGGUUUCUUGGUGAACCUAGGUUCACAAUAUGGUCGAUAUAUAGAAGUUUAGCAUUAAAACGUUAUCGUGGCCGAUUAAGCUAUCUACGAAAGGAUUCCGUUUGUCAAGAGAUUCGUCCAAUCAAUCAACCAGUUCCAGAUGAAUGGAUAACAAUUAAUGAUGAAUUUAUAAUUGUUUAUGGUGCCUAUCAACAAUAUCUAAAUUCAACGGUAAAAUUUGCACCCGAUUCACAAUUAGAUGAUGAAACAAUAUAUUUAUCAUAUAUUAGUGGUUCUGUUUCCACUUGUCAAGCGAUUGAAUUUUUACUUGCUCUUGAAGAUGGUUCACAUACCAAAUUGCCUUUUGUACAUUUUAUUCCAUGUAAAGCAUUCCGUUUGACUCCUGAAGGCCAUAAUGAUAUAAUGACUAUCGAUGGUGAAAAAAUACCGUGUUCAACUAUACAGGGUGAAAUUAUGCCUAAAUUAGUGUCAAUAUUAUUUCGUAAUAAUAAUAAUACAACAUAACAAUCAUUUAAUGAUAUUAUUAUUAUUAUUAUUAUU
Molecule: messenger RNA, 1828 nt
Organism: Dermatophagoides pteronyssinus (European house dust mite)
Lineage: Eukaryota; Metazoa; Arthropoda; Arachnida; Sarcoptiformes; Pyroglyphidae
Product: sphingosine kinase 1-like
Biological process (GO): phosphorylation; sphingosine biosynthetic process
Cellular component (GO): membrane; cytoplasm; intracellular membrane-bounded organelle
Source: RefSeq, a predicted model, not a curated record